GAGCCUUUAUGUGUGCCUGUCACUGAGCUGUCAUAGAAUGAAUGUAUACGGCUAGCCGGCUAGUAGCUUUGGCAAUGUUGUCGCUCUCAGAAUGAUAUCGCAGCGGGACACAGGCGAACUUGCUCGGUUUUAUACUGUCACGGAGCCUAAAAAGCACAAGAGAGGUUAUACUGUGUACAAAGUCACCGCAAGGAUAAUCUCCAGGAAGAACCCAGAGGAUGUUCAAGAGAUAACAGUGUGGAAGAGAUAUAGUGAUUUCCGGAAACUUCAUCAGAAUCUCUGGCAGCUGCACAAGGAUCAAUGUAGCCAGUCAGAGUUGUUUCCUCCUUUUGCCAAGGCUAAAGUAUUUGGACGUUUUGAUGACUCAGUGAUUGAAGAAAGAAGACAGUGCUCUGAGGAUCUGCUACAAUUUUCUGCUAACAUACCGGCGCUCUAUGGUAGUCAGCACAUCCAGGAUUUCUUUAAGGGAGGUGAAGUACAUGACGGCUCAGAUCUUAUUGGACCAGCUGAGCCCUUUUCAGAUUUCCUGACAGAUAGUUUAUCAGACUGCAGCUCUGAUGUUCAAAGAGACAUCAGUGGGGCAGAUGAUUUGACUAUCACUUCUGAGUAUGGAGGCCCGUCCAGUGACAGUGACCUGACCUCUCUGGCUGUGGAUGCAGAUUCCUUGGCUGAGCUGGAUGAUGGCAUGGCCUCAGGUCGCACCUCCCCAAACCAGCCACAGGGGGGAGCUUCCAACAUUAACUGCAGCUGUAGCCCUCACUUGCCAUCCCUGCAUGAACGCCGCACUCCAUCUCCUGCCCCAAUUACUGCUUUCUCUGCCCCUACCCCACAGGUCAGCCGGACAGGCCGAACACCUCUCUUUUCUGGCACUUUGAAGAAAACCAGUGGUGGAAACUCAAAGGAAACAAAGUCAGACUAUUUAGAAAAAGCCAGCAGUCUCAUUGGUGUGGCUGUACAGAAGGAAAAAGAGCAGGACUACCAGGCAGCUUUUUCUUGCUAUCGUAGUGGCGUGGACCUGCUACUGCAAGGAGUGCAAGGGGAGCCCAGUCCCACACGGCGAGAGGCAGUGAAGAAGAAGACUGCAGAGUAUUUAUUGCGCGCAGAACAGAUAUCCAGUCAACACCUAAAAAGCAACAUGGGUCAAGGCUCAACACAGACUGUAGCUUUCGGAGCACAGUGCUGCCCUUCCACCAGCAGAAUAGACGAGCAGAAUCUAUCUGAGGAGCUAAGAGUUUACAGAGUGUUGGGGGUCAUAGAUAAGGUUCUUUUGGUCAUGGACAAGCGAACAGAAGAGACUGUCAUCCUGAAAGGUCUGAGGAAGAGUAGUGAUUGUGGGCGUGCUAAAAAGACCAUCAUACCUCACUCUGUGCCUCACAUGGUACAGCUGAGGAAGUUCAUUGUCACUGAGGACGCAGUUUUCCUUCUGCUGCAGUAUGCUGAAGGUGGAAAACUGUGGUCUCACAUUGGAAAGUACCUACGUGAUUCAAGCCCAGAGGGAAGCUUUGACAUUCCUUUCAUCCAGAAGAGCCACACCGUAGCUGUGCACUCUCCACACCAUGCUGUACCACAGCUGGAUGUAGACUCGGCCAGUUCUGGUUCAGGACCUCUUGCUGGUUCUGAUUCUGUCUCAGAGCUGCAAAAAAAGGGACACAACCUCAUCACAUCUCUUCUUAAAAGUGCUCUUCCUGCCCGGCUUAAUGAACAAAUUGGGGCCCUGUCAGACUCUGGAGCCAACUCUGAGGAGGAGUGCACCAACAGUUACUUGACUCUUUGCAAUGAGUAUGAGCAAGAGAAAGUUGAACCAGAUGUUUUAGAGGAGGCUGAAGGGAAGAUUGGUCAGGAAGUAUUAUCGGUGGAAUUGCCCAUUACAAGGACCACCACUUCCUCGCGCAGUCGCUCACUGGUGAGCAACGACAGCCUCUCUUCACCUCUCAGCUCUCAGGAACUUGGCUUCUUUACUGAGUCAUCUGACAAAAGCGGUCACACUCAUGACAAUGAGCAAGAUCAUGGUGAAGGACUGGAUCACAGUGAAGUUUUUAGUCCUUUACCCUCUCCUGCUGUGCCUCUGUCUCUUGAUCAGUCCAAGCACACGCCAAUGGAGUUCUUCCGCAUUGACAGCAAAGACAGUGCAAGUGAGGUGACCUGCCUCGACUUUGGAGAUCAGCACCUCCCUAAUAAGCAGGUCCCAGUUUUUUCUACAUCUGAUUUGGGCUCGGACAUCACCGAGGAUCUUCCAGAGCUGGCUCAGGAGGUCAAGGGCCACAGCUCAGAGCUCUGGUGUUUAGAUUACACAGAUAAAGGCGCCAAUGAGUCAGUGCCAGUCAUCUCAUUUAAAGAUGCAGUAGUGGAGGAUGAGGGUCACCCACCUGAUCUUUUGGUCAACCUUCCUGUAAUGAGUGGGGCAGUAGACUCAUUACAGGAGGCAUUGGAGACAUCAGGAGUGUGUCUUGGCCUCGAGGUCACAGCCUCUCCUCAAAAGUUAAUCCAGCCUGAUGUCUUACAGCUUCACAGCCAAUCUGAGGACGGGGAGGAGCAGGAGCUUUCAUUUUUGCAUACAGCUUCUGUACCAUGUGACACCAGUGUUGCAUCCUCCUCUCCCCUCAAGUCAAUCUGGGAUGACUCUGGUCUGUCAUUUGGAGAAGAAGCUAUUGACAAAAACGCUGUUGAAGGAAAAUGCCAAAAUAAAGACCUUGCCCUUGAUGCACAAAUUCUAGAUACGGACUCCUAUUGUGAGAAACUAGAGGCUGGUACGAAAGUAAACACAGACUCCAUCCCAGCCACGAUUGGGACUGAGGCCUGUGCUGUGGUUGAGAGUGUAUUAGACCUUGAUGGUGAAUUAUCAGCAGUUGUUAGUAAUAAGAAUGUCACAGACUUUGAUAAAGAAGUAUCACGGCUCUUCGCAGAGCUGGAGGAACAGUCGUUGGCUGCUUCCCAAGCUCGUAUCCCGGAGGAGUUUGUUCGAUGCUGGGCUGUAGAAAUGGUGACUGCUCUGGAUUCUCUGCACCAAGAAGGUAUCAUCUGUCGAGACCUAAAUCCCAACAACAUCCUACUUGACAACCAAGGUCACGUUCAGAUUACCUACUUUUGUAGCUGGAGUGACGUUGAGGAGUCCUGUGACAAAGAAGCCAUUGCGAAUAUGUACUGUGCACCAGAGGUGGGAGGCAUUGGUGAGGAAACCGCAGCGUGUGAUUGGUGGAGUUUGGGCGCCAUCCUGUUUGAGCUCCUGACAGGCAUGUCCCUGCUCCAGUGCCAUCCAGCAGGAAUCAGUCGCCACACGGCUCUCAACGUCCCCGAGUCUGUUUCAGAGGAGGCUAGAUCACUGCUCGAGCAGCUGCUGCAGUUCAACCCAAUGGAGAGACUCGGGGCAGGAGCUGGGGGUGUGGAUGAUAUUAAAUCCCACCCUUUCUUUGCCAAGGUUAAAUGGCCCAAGUAGACUCUGUGCAUUGUUGGAAUGCAGAACGAAGAAGAAAUGCAUUCUGGGAAACCGGCAGUUUCCAACUGAACUUUUGGAGUGGACACACUAGAUAUUCACUCAAUCCAGAUUAAGCAUCUCUGUACAUGUCAUAUUUUGUUGCACUUGUGAGAUUUAUUUUUCUUUACUUUAUUUUAGAGCAGCAGCAGCAUUACCUGUCUAGUGAGUGUCACUUUGUUUUUUUGAUCCACUACAGCACUGUUGCCAUUGGAGAUAACAACCAAGAAUGAGAGGUGACAUUUUGUUCUCGUGCUUUCACUGCUUUCAUGUAGUUCUGUACGUUAGUCAUUCAGAAGUGACGCAGACUUAAGUCAUCUUUCCUACACACCCAUGUGCAAAAACCUCCAUUUAUUGCCUCCAAUAACACUCAAGCCAUUCCUCAUGAAGCCCUCUGAGAUUAAAGUGGGACGGGUUUCGGCUUUUCCUUUGAUGCUGGGGUUGUCUUGUUGCUCUGAGAUAUAUAUAUAAAAAAAAAAGAAAAAGUAAAGUGAGAUAUAUCUAAUUUUUUUACUGCUUUUUUUAAACUAACCCUUUUCACUGACAACCAACCCAUGUACAGUGACAAACAGACACUAUGCAAGAUGAACAAAGUCUUAAUUAUUUAUAAUAUGUUUGAAAAGAUCAGAGUACGGAAAUGGGCCAGUUGAACAAAGUCAGCGUUUCCCCUUGUGGUCAGUGUGGAGCUUUUCAUUCAGAAAACCAAGGAUGAAUCUUUUUACAGAUUACUUUAUCAUGAAUAUCGAAGAGGAAGAACUCCACCACAUCACAAGUGGGAACAUGAUUGAUGUAAUAUAUUUAUUUCUUUAAAACCUUUCGAACAAAAACAAUUGCUGGUUUUGUAAAUAUACAUUUUUAAAGGGUGUGCUGACUUGAUGCCACACACAGGUGUCAAUCACAUACUGCCUCAUCAAUCAAAUCCUUUUUUUUAGUUUGAUUAGUGUUUUGUGUUUGAGAAACACCGCCAGUAACUCGCCACAUACAGUAGAUGAUCCUGAUUUUCUAAAAUCAAUAAUGAUUCAUAUGGUAAACACUUUCAUGGUAACAUCGUCUCUUGUAAUCACUUGUAGAAGCUCUACUGUUUGCACCGCAGUGUCAUAAUAAUAAUAAUACAUGUUACUGUUACACAUUACCGGAAAUGAACCUUUUCUGUCAGACGUAAACUUCACCGUAAAUUCUGAUCUUUUUCUAUUGAAUGCUCACUCUUGUGUGUUUCUGUACUGGUCUGUGAGUGCAUUCUGGUAAACAAUAAACACACCUGUACACACCGGA
Molecule: messenger RNA, 4741 nt
Organism: Solea solea (common sole)
Lineage: Eukaryota; Metazoa; Chordata; Actinopteri; Pleuronectiformes; Soleidae
Gene: rps6kc1
Product: ribosomal protein S6 kinase polypeptide 1
Exons: 16
Coding region: 92-3433 (1113 amino acids)
Biological process (GO): protein phosphorylation
Cellular component (GO): early endosome
Molecular function (GO): protein kinase activity; phosphatidylinositol binding; ATP binding
Source: RefSeq, a predicted model, not a curated record